Messenger RNA from Funneliformis mosseae, 1056 nucleotides. NCBI's taxonomy places the organism in Eukaryota, Fungi, Glomeromycota, Glomeromycetes, Glomerales, Glomeraceae. The record is from the annotation of a GenBank genome assembly.
AUGAUUUCAUCAUCAUCCAAGAAACUUUCAGAAGUGUCAGAAGUGUUUAAGAAUGUUUCGAAAUCAGUGUUAAGUAAAACAGAAAAAUUUAAAAGUUUAAAAUCAAUAGCAAAGAACGAAAUAUUUGCUUCUAGAACAUCCAAAUUCUUUCAAUAUCGACUGAAUUCAAAGGAGGUUCCAAAUGUUCCAAAUGUUCCAGAUAUUCCAGAUAAUAAGAUAAAUUUACCCGCAAUCCUUCCAGAAGUGGAUGUGAAAAUUCAAAAAGUUCAACAUUCAAUUGACGAUAAAGAGAAAUCAUCAACGAAAAAUAUACCAUCACAAGAAGAAGUAGCAAUUUUAUUUUUACAAGAAUUAUUACAAGAUUUUGAGAAUAUUUUAACGAACACGGAAGAUUUUAAAGGAUUCGAUAAGUAUGCGACGGAUUGGAUGAGAAAUUACAUUGAAGAGAAUAUGAAAAGGAUCAAGGUGGAAUAUAUAUUUGAAGUUUUAUUAAAAUUUUAUCAAGAUAAUCACCUCGAAUAUUUCUCUUCGCUUUUGGGAUUUUUUUAUCAAUAUGGAAUUGGACAUAAGGUUAAUAAUAAGAAGGCAUUAGAAUUGUAUAAGAUCACCACGAAACAAGAUAAUUUGGGGAAAAAUAUUUAUAAUCAUUUACAAAACAUAAACAAAUCGGUCGGGGAAUAUUUAUUAGCAUUAUAUUAUUACAAGGAUAUUAUCGUGGAUAGACAAAAAUCGUUAAAGUGGAGUUAUCAACCGGCGAAGGAAGGAAAUGCCGCAUCCCAAUAUGAAAUAGGUUACUGUUAUGAGUAUGGGAUAGGAACGAUACAGAGCGUCAUCCCGAAAUGGAUAAUCCUUGGACCGAGCGACCAAUUAUUUGUGUCACCGCUUCACAAGGCAUCGUCACGAGGACAUGCUCUUUUAUUAUUAUUAGUUAAUUGGUUCCCUGUUCGAACCGGAAAACUUAAAGCAUUAAAUAAUGAAUUCGUCCGUUUCAACAUUGCGGUAUGUACCGUCUUCUUUGGAGUGACCGUUCCACGUUCCAUCUCGUAUCCUUCAUAA